GCCAGCACGUACGGCCACAGUCAGCUGAAAACUGGGCAUCCCGUCCGCUCUGCCAUACAUAAGCAGUUGAACGGCAGAUUAGUACUACGGUGGGUGACCACGUGGGAAUCCCUGCUGCUGUACGUUUUGCUUUCAACGUCUCCUCUUUUUGUAAUAGAAGCAUAUGUCAAUGUUUUGACGCAUUCCAACAAUGGUUCAAACAGGGCCUUUGGAACGAUGGCUGAGCUUGACGUCUGUCGGGGUUUCUUUAUUUUGUUUCUCCAUUCUUUCAGCUUCGACCCAUAA
Molecule: messenger RNA, 285 nt
Organism: Aureobasidium melanogenum CBS 110374
Lineage: Eukaryota; Fungi; Ascomycota; Dothideomycetes; Dothideales; Saccotheciaceae
Exons: 1
Source: RefSeq, a predicted model, not a curated record